Closterium sp. NIES-65 is the source of this 1128-nucleotide messenger RNA. The record is from the annotation of a GenBank genome assembly. Lineage: Eukaryota; Viridiplantae; Streptophyta; Zygnematophyceae; Desmidiales; Closteriaceae.
AUGGCCACCCCUAGUGUCCUGGCCUUUGACGCUGAGGGUCGCGCCAUUGACUUUGCGGUCUGGGUCGAGGACCUGCAGCUGUACUUGCAGUGCGAUUCAGUAGAUGACAUCUCUCUCUUUGACUUUGCCUCAGGCGCUGUCCCUGCCCCUCCUGCUGAUGCUGACCCCACUGUUCGCUCCAAGUGGGCCACACGCGAUGCUGCUGCACGUCUUGCUGUGCGUCGCCACCUCCCUUCCUCUGAGCGUGCACACUUUAGUCAGUGCAAGACCGCUCAGGCCUUGUACGACCCUGUAGUUGCGCGCUACUCCUCCCCUUCCACUGCUACACUGAGCCGCCUCAUGCUACCUUACCUCUUCCCUGACCUAGCUGCCUUUCCUACAGUCGCUGACCUCUUUACCCACCUGCGCGCUAGUGACACUCGCUACCGAGCUGCGCUUCUAGCUGCCUUCUGCGCCGAAAACCGCCCUCCCAUGUACAUCACCCUCUACUUUCUAGUCACCCGUCUCCCAGAGUCCCUUCGUGCUGUUAGGGACCAGUUUCUCUCUGUCUGUCCCACCACCCUCACUGUCGACCUCCUCGAGAAGUCCCUGUUAGCGGCCGAGAAGAGCAUAGUCGCUGUAGGAGCCUCUCGUGGUGACCCCCGCACCCCCAUCUUUGAGGGGUGUUCUCCUUCCCCCCUGUUACCCUCUGUCGCCUCUGCUGCUGCGGCCGACCUCGUUGGUCUAGAGUCGGUCGGUGCGGCGUCUGCCCCCAGCGGUAGGCGCCGCUCUGGCAAGGGCAAGGGGGGCAAGGGAGCGGGUGGAGCUAGCGGGGGCGGUGGCGGAGGAGGUGGGGGCGGCGGGGGGGGUGGGGGUGGUGGUGGAGGUGGGGGCGGGGGUGGAGGUACUAGUGGCGGCAGUGGAGGCGGAGGUGGCGGCGGAGGUGGCGGUGGAGGUGGCGGUGGGAGCGGCGGGGGCGAGGGUGGCGGUGGUGGGGGUGGUCGGAGUGGCUCGUCCCAGCGGAGCAGCACUGGGGGUGGUCAGCGCCAGCAGCAGCAGCAGCAGCAGCAGCAGCAGCAGCAGCAGCAGCAGCAGCAGCGCUCUCGCGACGUCCCCGCCCCUCAGCAGCUCCGUGAGUGGUGCCGGUGA